CUUCCGAUCUGUGUUCGACGCACCCGUGACAUCCAUCGAGCCGCGUCGAUCUCUCGAUCGACGUUAAAAAAGGAACCACGCAGCAAGGAAAUCGUCAUCGACAGACACUGCCACGUGUUCGCUAUGCCGUACAACCGGGUACUGCUACAGCUGGUGCUGGUGCUGCAUGGAUCCCUGAUCGUCCUUGUUGCUGGGAAAUCCAUUCCGCAACUGAUCGACAAGGACGUGAACAGAUACGAAUCCUCGGAGGAGAACGAUCAGCAGGAUGUGAAGGUUCCGUUCAAGUUAGAAGAGACUUACGGUGUAAACUUCCGCGCGAAUACCUUCAACGGUACCUGGAGAACAGACACGAAAAUCCUUUACUCCGAUAGCAUUCUCGGUGACACUCUCUUGUUCGAUGCGGCCACGGGGACCACUUCGAGCCUGCUGGAUUUCUCCGUGAUAGCCGACUUCAACAAGCCAUCCGUAAGCUUCUCCUUCGACAAUUCUUUCGUCGUGAUUGGCCAUGACUACGAAAGUGGUUUCCGAUACUCAGUAUAUCAACGGUGCGUCGUAUACAACACUAAAACCAAUUCGUACAUGGAGAUCGCGAAUGGCGAUCGCAUACCCUUGAUCAAGUGGUCGCCCACGAGGAACGCUUUGAUUUAUGUUCACGAAAAUGAUAUCUAUUAUCAAGUGUUCUCCGAUCGAAGCAGCAUUCGAAGAAUAACGGACACCGGUGUGCUUGACACCGUUUAUAACGGAGUGCCUGAUUGGGUUUACGAAGAGGAAGUGUUGGCCUCUGCUUCGGCUGCCUGGUUCUCCCCUGAUGGACGACAUCUUGCUUUUGCAACCUUCAAUGAUACUAACGUGAGAGAAAUAGGGAUGUUACGUUAUGGGAUUCCAGGAAACAUAAAAUAUCAAUAUCCGGAGGAAUUAAAGAUCAAGUAUCCGAAGACAGGCAGUCCAAAUCCAGUCGUAUCGAUGACCAUCGUCGACUUGGAUAAUCCCUUCAAAUUAAUCAAUCUUGAACCGCCUAUCGAUGUUGUUGGCUGGGACUACGUUCUCUACACCGUGAGAUGGAGAAACAAUUACCAGGUUGCUGUCACCUGGACGAAUCGUGUGCAGAAUAAGGCUCAGAUAGUUCUUUACGACACGAAAGGCAACAGCAGUAACAUUUAUUACGAAGAGGAAAGCGAGGGUUGGCUUCGUAUUCUGCCUCCCAUUUUCUACAACGAAUACGUGAUUAUUGUGAAACUUCAGGACUCUGGAACGUCGGCUGGACGGUUCCAACACGCGGUCAGGUUCAAGUACACGGCUGGGAAAUUGAUCGAUGAAACGGAUUUGACGGCAGGAGCUAAGGAAGUGAUCUCUAUUUUAGCUGUCGAUCACGUCAGGGGUAGACUUUAUUAUUUGGGCAACGAGUUCGGUGCACCGUCGCAGAGAAAUUUGUACUCGGUGCAAUUGAACGGCAAUCAGAAACCCGUUUGUCUGUCCUGUAACGUCGUUAGCCCCGAGAGAAAACGCUGCACGUACGCUUACGCAUACUUCUCCACGGAUUGUUCGUAUUACGCAUUGUCCUGUUCUGGUCCGGAUCCCGUAUUCGUCACGAUUAGAAACGCCGAUCAUAGAAAAGUUUACAAUUGGGAGGAAAAUCGAUCGCUCAGACGAAAAGUGGCUGCCCGCACGCAACCUACUUACAAGAAUCUUCAAGUCCCUAUGAAUGGAUACAAGUGUAACGUGAAACUCUCUCUGCCACCCGAUUUCGACGAGAAAAAACGUUAUCCCCUAUUAAUCAACGUUUACGCAGGUCCGAACACUGUCAGAAUCACCGACGAGGCGUCGUUUGGUUUCGAAUCGUACAUGGUGACCAACAGAAGCGUAAUUUACGGUCGUAUCGACGGCCGUGGAUCAGCUUACAAGGGUAGCAAGAUGCUGUUCGAGAUCUAUCGACGACUCGGUACCGUGGAAAUCGAGGACCAGAUUGCCGUUACUAGGUUACUGCAAGAGACAUAUCCGUGGAUCGAUUCAAGCAAAACCGGGAUAUGGGGUUGGAGUUACGGCGGUUUCUCCACUGCUAUGGUGCUGGCUACUGACAGGAAAUCGGUGUUCAAAUGCGGUAUAUCAGUCGCACCUGUGACCUCCUGGAUUUAUUAUGAUUCUUUGUACACGGAGAGGUUCAUGGGGUUGCCCACCCCCGAGGAUAAUCUGCACGGCUACAACCAUUCGGAUGUGACCAGGCUGGUGGAAGGGAUCCGUGGCAAAAAGUUCAUGCUGAUACAUGGUACUGGCGACGACAAUGUCCACUACCAACAAGCCAUGGCCUUGAACAGGGCUCUAGUGGACAAGGACAUCAUGUUCGAGCAACAGAGUUACACGGACGAGGCGCAUGCUUUGUCCGGCGUCUUUCCUCACCUGUACCACACCAUGGAUCGAUUUUGGGCCAAUUGUCUGGGAUACUAAGAUUCUAAAUUCGAAUUUCUGGAUCACGCGCGCAAAGGACAGCCAGCCGAGCUGCUUGUUUGAUUUUCAUCGAUACGACGUAACGGACGUCGACGAAGAACGAAGCUUGUUGACUUUCGAAAACGGCUUACGAGUUCUGUUAACACAUUGGCUGUCAUGCAACGAGUGUGUUAGUGAAUCGAUAUUAUUAUUCAAUUAAAUAAGUUUCGAAAGUUAAAGAGAAAGAACAAUGAACAGAACGUGUUAUUAUUAUUUAAAGUAAAAAACGCUGUUUCGAAUGUGUUGAACUGUGGCGAUCUAAAUUGUAUCAUGGACGACGCGACGAAUUUGACAGGCUCAAUCGUUGGAAUGUAAUUCGAGAGAGGAUGACGGAAUUUUCAAGAGAAUGAACAUUCGAAUGAGGACAGGCGUGUCACGAUAAUUUGAAAAGAACAACAAUUUUGGGAAAGAUGACGUACACAGAGUAUCCUUAAUUCACUCCCCCAAAGUGUCAGGAUUAUUCUUCGAUAUGUUUUGAGAGAAAAGGGGAGGAAAUGAAAAUUUUUGCGUAUCAGGAUUAUUCUUCAACGAGAGGAAAAGAGAAAAAGAGAUGAAGACUUUCGUCGAAGAGUAUCAUACAAGUGUCAGGAUUAUUUCUUUAAAUGCAAUUUGGAGGGGGAAAGGAAGGAGACUUUGCCGAGGAAACGGCGUUGAAAAAGGAGAUUGUGAACGGUUUUAGGGAUUCGCAGCCGUGUUCACGCGUGUUCUACCUUGGCAGAGAUACGAUGCAAAUAGUUCAAAGGCGGACGAAUCGAUACUUAAGGGUGCUCGAUGCAUUUCCGUGGCAGUCAAGUAAGUGGAAAAUGGAUUGCGCGAGGACGUCGAAACAGGUGAAUCUUUUCGCUCCGUCUUUUUGUUUUCCGUUUUCCCCUCAUCAUCGCGAGAGCAUCGAAAUUCGACUGCGGCCUCGAUGGGAGGAGCUGCAUUCCAUUUGUCAUCGGAUAAUAUUGAUCCAGUAAUUUUCUGACGUUCUCCGCGAGUGAAAGCCGAAACUGUAAAUUUUGUUGUAACGAUUGUCAAUAAACCACCGAUAUUUUCUUUCGAAA
Frieseomelitta varia is the source of this 3527-nucleotide messenger RNA. RefSeq names its product venom dipeptidyl peptidase 4. Gene Ontology annotation, biological process: proteolysis. Bases 124 to 2442 code for a protein of 772 amino acids. The record is from RefSeq and is a predicted model, not a curated record. Gene Ontology annotation, molecular function: serine-type peptidase activity; dipeptidyl-peptidase activity. Lineage: Eukaryota; Metazoa; Arthropoda; Insecta; Hymenoptera; Apidae. The transcript has 14 exons.